ACCUCACUCAUCUGUCAUUCAACCCGUGUAAACAUUACGUCGAGUGCGAGUCAACCGUUCCAAUAAGUUCUCAAAUAUUUUCACAGAAUCAUGUCAACAAACGUGAAAUUCCGACUCGCUUCAGAUCGAGUGAAUACCCAAAUAUUAACAGGUGAUCGAAUUCCCCGCCUAUACACUCCCGGCGAAGUUGUCACAGCUCAACAGAGUUUCAUGCGAGGACAUGGGACCUACGUCGAGGACGACGACAUCAAAGCCUCCGUUGCGGGGGUCAUGGAGCAGGUGAACAAGUUGAUUUCCAUUAAACCCUUGAAAAGCCGAUAUGUCGGCGAGAUUGGGGAUGUCGUUGUGGCAAGGAUAACUGAAGUACAACAGAAGAGAUGGAAGGUUGAUACCAACUCUCGACUGGAUUCCGUCCUUCUUCUGUCCUCCGUGAAUCUCCCAGGAGGUGAACUGCGACGCCGUUCCGCCGAGGACGAACAAAUGAUGCGAAAGUACCUCCAGGAAGGCGAUUUGAUCUCCGCCGAAGUCCAGAACAUCUACGACGACGGGAGCCUGUCCCUCUAUACGCGAAGUUUGAAAUACGGGAAACUGUCCCAGGGAAUCCUGGUCAAGGUUUUCCCUUCGCUCAUCAAGCGGCGCAAGACACAUUUCCACAACCUUCCCUGCGGAGUCUCAAUCAUCCUCGGGAACAAUGGUUUUAUAUGGAUUUCACCCACAUCGACUUCAGAAAGCGAGAACGAUGGAGGCUUCACCCAGAAUUUGUCGGAAGUGAUUCCGCGUGCAGAUCGGGAGGUGAUUGCGAGGCUGCGGAAUUGCAUCCUGGCCCUGGCGCAGUGCAAGAUGAUGCUCUACGACACGAGCAUUUUGUACGCGUUCGAGGAGUCGAUUAAGUACGAAGUGCACGAGCUGCUGAAUCAGGAGGCGAUUUUCGAUGUAGCCUUUCUGACGCAGCAUCGACUGAGGCUGCAGGAGAUAUGAGAAGAGAUGGAAAUAUAUUUUGUUUUGCA
Messenger RNA from Hermetia illucens (black soldier fly), 1007 nucleotides. It is a transcript of the gene Rrp4, whose product is annotated as exosome complex component RRP4. Gene Ontology annotation, biological process: TRAMP-dependent tRNA surveillance pathway; nuclear polyadenylation-dependent rRNA catabolic process; U4 snRNA 3'-end processing. Lineage: Eukaryota; Metazoa; Arthropoda; Insecta; Diptera; Stratiomyidae. Gene Ontology annotation, cellular component: nuclear exosome (RNase complex); cytoplasmic exosome (RNase complex). The transcript is spliced from 2 exons. The coding region runs from base 91 to 978 and encodes 295 amino acids. The record is from RefSeq and is a predicted model, not a curated record. Gene Ontology annotation, molecular function: RNA binding.